ACACUGAUCUUUCUCGACAGCGUACAAACAUACUGCAUUACAGAUUAGGACAGUGUUAUUACUAAAUAUUUCACUAAAAUACUUUGUAAUAUUACACACUCCACCUCAGCCGUUUUGCAUUUCCAAUUCGCCGACAUGUUCGCCUUACUUGUAUCUGGAAGAUUGGUUCAAACAAAUUUUGUUCAAUCGACGGAGGACCAGCGAAAAUUUAUGAUAGACAUUCCACAAGCCGAAGGCGUGAAUCAUGUUGCCGUAUUUCUUACCGGAGAAUCGCCCUUUCCACUUGGAACCGGUGGCCAAAUUUACUUUGCUUGGCCUGAUUCUCAAAACAAAACCACUUGGCGUUUGGCAGGAUACAUUUCUAAUGAUAAGCCGUCAACAAUAUUUAAAAUUUCUGGGCAUUCGAAAUCGUACAGUGAUGACACUAAAUCAUAUUUUGCUCAGCCUCUCCUAACACCCACGCCGUGUACACAAACUGCAAAGAUUGGAAUUUUAAUCGAGUCUUUGGAAACAAUUAAACUAAUGAGCAAAUAGAACUUGAUACAUUUUUUGAUAUUUAUUCAUACAAAUUUAUUCAAAUAUGAUUAACGUCGAUCUAUAGUCACAUAUGGAGAAUAAUUCAGGUUCGAAAGUAUGUUGACAAUUUGUAUAUUAAAA
This is a messenger RNA of Folsomia candida, 657 nucleotides long. Its product is annotated as protein Hikeshi. Gene Ontology annotation, biological process: protein import into nucleus. The record is from RefSeq and is a predicted model, not a curated record. Bases 136 to 534 code for a protein of 132 amino acids. Gene Ontology annotation, cellular component: nucleus; cytosol. The transcript is spliced from 3 exons. NCBI's taxonomy places the organism in Eukaryota, Metazoa, Arthropoda, Collembola, Entomobryomorpha, Isotomidae. Gene Ontology annotation, molecular function: nuclear import signal receptor activity; Hsp70 protein binding.